This is a messenger RNA of Cyanistes caeruleus (blue tit), 4438 nucleotides long. Lineage: Eukaryota; Metazoa; Chordata; Aves; Passeriformes; Paridae. The record is from RefSeq and is a predicted model, not a curated record.
GGAUCAGUCACAGGUUGGCCUCAAUGGUCUUGGAGGUCUUUUCCAAUCUCAGUGAUUCUGGGAUUCCAUUCUAUAAACUGUAUUUACCAUGCAUCUCCCAGCUGUGGUGUAUCGGGAUGGGCAGCAUGAUCUCUGAGCCACAAAAAUGCAAAUUCAAGGGAGUCCUUCUCCCACGGGGAUUUCCAGCUGGUCCUGGUGAGGUGGGGGUGUGUACCCAGUCUCACUGUUGCUUUGUCACUGUUGCAGGAGCCGUGGGAGCAGGAUGCUGCCAGACGUCGUGGUACUGCUGCUGAUGCUGGGGAUGAUGGUGAUGGUUCUGGGCCCUCGCUCAGCCACAGGCGGCGGCGUGGGGGGCUACGCUCAAGUCAAGUACAUGCAGCCCAUGGUGAAGGGACCCCUGGGACCUCCGUUCCGUGAAGGCAAAGGGCAGUACCUGGGUAAGGGAUGUACUCUGUGGGACUGUGGGAGGACACGGGGCAGUGGGGAGGGGACAUGGCACCUCAGAGCAGUUGUCAUCCUCUACCCUCAGGGUCAGAACUCCUGGGAGCUGCCUGGCACAGCUGCAGGUGCUGCUGUCCAAAACACUUUGGGCCAAGCAUGGAGGGACCAUGGGGACGUGGGGCCGAGCGGGCCCCCGGGAAUGCCGGGGAUGCGUGGAGACCAGGGCCCGAACGGCUUCGCGGGGAAGCCGGGGGUGCCGGGAGAAAGGGGCCUGCCCGGGUCACUGGGACCUCCCGGCCCAACGGGCCCCAAAGGUGAACCAGGGUUCAUCGGCCUUCCGGGGGUGCCUGGAUUGACGGGUGGCCCCGGGCCCAAAGGGGACGGUGGGAUCCCGGGGCAGCCGGGGCUGAGGGGCCCCUCCGGCAUCCCGGGAUUGCAAGGACCUGCUGGUCCCAUGGGGCCUCAGGGGUUACCUGGCUUGAAAGGGGAGCCCGGUCUCCCUGGCAUUCCCGGUGAGGGGAAGACCGGCGAGCCUGGCAUGGCUGGACCUAUCGGCCCGCCUGGAAUGCCGGGAACACCGGGGCUGAACGGGCCACCAGGCCCACCGGGGCCACCUGGGCCACCAGGAGCGCCCGGGGUGCUGGACGAGACGGGCAUCGCAGGGCUGCACCUGCCAGACGGUGGCGUGGAGGGAGCUGUGCUGGGCAACGGGAAGCCGGGCAAGCCUCAGUAUGGCCGUGGAGAGCUUGCUGCCCGCAUCGCCCCGGCCUUCACUGCCAUCCUCACCUCCCCGUUCCCCGCAUCCGGCAUGCCCGUCAAGUUUGACCGGACCUUGUAUAAUGGACACAAUGGCUACAACCCAGUCACCGGGAUCUUCACCUGCCCCAUAUCUGGAAUCUACUACUUUGCCUACCAUGUGCACGUCAAAGGGACCAACGUUUGGGUGGCAUUGUAUAAGAACAACGUGCCGGCCACCUACACCUAUGAUGAGUACAAAAAGGGGUACCUGGACCAGGCCUCGGGCAGUGCUGUGCUUGAACUCAAGGAGAAUGACCAGGUCUGGGUACAAAUGCCCUCGGACCAGGCCAAUGGGCUGUACUCCACGGAAUACAUCCACUCCUCCUUCUCUGGGUUCCUGCUCUGCCCCACAUAACGGCUGUUGGGCACUUUUCCUUUUCACCCACUUUAGCCAUAAACUGUCUUCUCUUUUUUUUUUUAUAAAAAAGUGUUUUAAAAUUAAUGCAAAAAAGAAAAAUCACUGGGAAGAACGCGCAAGACAUUGUCAUGAGACCUUGCUUCACGCUGUUUGAUCCAGGAGUCGAGAGUAAUUGGGAAGGAGACAUCUAUCCAUGUACCUUUCUUUUUGGGGGGGAGGGAGAAGGGAGGGAGGGGAGCAACUUCCUCAACAAAGCACAUUUGGAAUAAAUACCCCAGUGAAUGGACAUCAAACACAGGAACACACUUGGGAUGGCAAGGAUCUGGCUGUGUGACCCAGAGAGGGUCAGCUGGAAGACCAGACCCCUGUGGUCUGUAUCAAGUGCCCUCAUUUCCCAUUUGGAAUGCUAGAUAAAUAAAUCCAGCUGUGUCAUGGCUGGCAUGUUUGGUAACCAACGCAGGGUCCCGGGCACUUACACAGAUCCGUACAGCAGCAGGGAUCCACGCUGGAUUGAGAAAUUUCCUUCCAAACCAUAAGAUGCCCAAGUUUCAGGCUCGCUGACACCUGUUUUUCCAGACUGUGCUUUGGGGCAGUCUCUCCAAUUCACUCCGGAUUCAGUAUGGUUGGAUUUAUAAUCCUAAAGAGUGGAACACUUUGCAUAAGCACCUUCUUCUAAGAAGUAAAUAUUAUUUUUAACCCUCCCCCCCAGCACCUUUAGGAAUAAAAUCAUCCAGGCACUGGUACCUGGGAGGAUGCCACGACCGGUUGCAGGCAGUGAGGGAAGCUGGGACCCUCAUGAUGAACAACGAUCUGCUCUCUCCAUUCACCUGCUGGGAAGUCCAAGGGCUGGUCCUGUCCUGUCUGUCUCUGCAGCCCAAAGACUUGCUUGGCCUCAGGAGCAUCUCUGCUCACAUAAGGAUGGCAAUGUGAGGCCAGCUCACGGUGCUGCCAGCUGGUGUGACAUAAGGAAGUGCCACUGAUGGACAACUUGCUUUUCUUGUCUCACUAUUUUGGGAUGUGUGAACUCUUGCAUUGGUGUCCCCCCUUUCUCUGGGGAUCUUGGAAUUAAGAAAAAAUAGUGCUGGUUCUAACUUUCCAAGCAGUGAUUUCACCAUGGUGCUAAGACCCAUUUAAGAACAUCAUUUACAAGUGUAGUGCAAUACGUACCUGUGACAGGGCACCAGCCCUGGGGCCACUCCGUGACUUAGGUUGCCUGUCGUUACCACUUUGUCUCUCUAAUGCUUGGAGCAUUACUGACCUGAGCAUGAGCUACAGAGCUCUAGGCCAGGCAUGAUGACACUGCCCCACACAGAUCUUGUGGCUCUGCAGGUUUUGUUAAAGUAGAGCAGUCACUGCCACUUCCAGGACAGGGAUGCUGCACAUCCCAGGCCAGGAGCAUGCUGCUGCAGUCAAUCCAUGUGCAUAUUCCACUGCAUGUCCCUCUGCAAAGGCACAUCCCUGAGAAACAGCAACAAUUUGGUCACCAGCUCUGAGCUUUGCAUUUUCCUAAAGCCUGUCUGAUGGCCAAAGAAAUGCAGUAAGACUGGGACUGGGCUUGUUUCCAGAUGGACUCUUGAGAUAUUUAAACAACUUUUCCUAUUUCCGUUUUGCUUGUUUGUUUUCUCCUCAAGCCUGUCCUGUGUUUCUGUCUCUUGCCAUUCAGGCCUUCCUUUUAAAAACUCACCUAUCCCUGAAAUUAAGAAACACAAGAAGGAAAUUUGCAGUUGGAAGGCCAGUGCUCUGGGCACUGCCUGUUGGGACUGUGUGUCCCCUCCCUGUGAAUUUCUCUCCUUAAAGCUGCAAGUUUCAUGCAGAGAUGAAACUCCUCAAGCUGAAAGGUGUCUGAUCCCACUGGACGUUUUUAACUCCUGAGAGCAGGGUCAGGACCAUUUGGGUUGUGGUCCUAACAGGUUAUUUCCCAGCAGGAACAGGAACAGUCCCUAAAAUUAAAAGUGGAAGCUUAGAUGAUUUUUCCAAGCCCAGGUUUGGUAAGGGAGGGUUCUGGGAGGGGAUUUGUCUCCUUUUCUGUGGAGAACAGAGGGAUUUGAGCUGGUCCAGCCUUGCACAGGGCCAGGAGCUGCCACGCCUGGUGGGAGCUUCAUGCUGCUCCUCAAAGCGACUUAUUUAUACUGUGCCUAAUCUACAGCCCAUCUCUUCUUGUUCUGUUCUGCUUCAUUCCAGACUUCUUGUUCAAGCUGGCAAAAAGCAACAACCAAACUUCUCACUGUAACCACCCCCAUAUUGAGUUUGUGCUGUAGAUACUGUUUUGUAAUUCCACUUUCCCUUCACGUGCAGAGCGAACCCAUAACCACCCCUCACAGCUAUUUAACCUCUUACAUUUACACACUAAUGGAAAGCAAAGAUAUUACACGCACAUAGUUAGGCUAAAAAAAAAAAAAAAGAUGCACAGGAUGAGGGAGGCUGUUCACUCUUCCGAAGGGGUUUUUUUCUGGAAUACUGAGUACAUAUUAGCCAGCAGAAAGGAUUAUUUUCUGUUGUGUGUGUGAGCGCAUGGGAUUUUGGUUUCAAUCACAAGAAUAAAAAAGGUUGGGUUGGAUGAGGUAUGUCUAUUUUUAAUGCUGAAAACUGCAUUAGUUGUGCAUUUUUAUAUACAAAUUCUUACUAUUUUUUUUUAAAUUUGCCUCUAGUAUCUUCAUUUUUAACCUAGUAUAUAGAGGUUUUUAGUUUUGUAAAUACUUACUACAUGCACUGUCCUAGUAAAAGUUGGUUUAAAAUGCACUCUUUGUGACCCAAAACUGACCUGCUCUUCACAACUAAAACUGCAGUACUUGAUUGUAUUGACAAACAUCAAUAAAACUUACUGUAUAGAGGGUGGGCUCA